Messenger RNA from Glycine soja, 1935 nucleotides. RefSeq names its product E3 ubiquitin protein ligase DRIP2-like. The record is from RefSeq and is a predicted model, not a curated record. The transcript has 8 exons. Gene Ontology annotation, molecular function: ubiquitin-protein transferase activity. The coding region runs from base 295 to 1584 and encodes 429 amino acids. NCBI's taxonomy places the organism in Eukaryota, Viridiplantae, Streptophyta, Magnoliopsida, Fabales, Fabaceae.
AAAAAAGAAUAAUAAUAAUAAAAAGACAAACCUGUUUGUGAGAGCGUUGGUUAAUGCCUUUUUUUCCUCUCUCGAUUGAGAUCAACCUCAACAACACCAACGCUGUCCGAAUCCAACAAUAAGUUCCACCUAAAUCCACGUCCAAUCUCACCGACCCAUCUCGUUUAAUUUUUCUUAACACUCUUCACCGAUCCUCACAUGGCUACACUACUUAGGUGAUUAUUGUAGCUAAGUGGACGUAAAUUUGCAUGCAGUGAUAAGAUAGGAUUGAUAUACGUGGGUGAGUGAAGGUUGAUGAAGAUGAAGAGGUUGGUGAAAGUGAAGAGGGAUGCGAUUGCAGCAUGCAUGACUUGCCCGCUCUGCAAUAAGUUCCUCAAAGAAGCCACUGCUAUUUCUCUUUGCCUUCAUACGUUUUGCAGGAAGUGCAUUUACGACAAAAUUGCAGAUGAAGAAUUGGAAAAUUGUCCAGUAUGCAACAUUGAUUUGGGCAUUGUUCCGCUCGAGAAAAUGAGGCCAGAUAACAUUUUGCAAGAUUUAAGGAACAAAAUUUUCCCUUUCAAAAAAAGAAAGGAGAAGGCACCUGUAUCUGUCUCCUCAGCACUAUUACCAGCUAGAAGAAAGGAGAGAUCACUUUCAUCUUUGGUUGUCAGCACUCCAAGGGUAUGUACACAGUCAACCAUGACAGGAAGAAGAACAAAACCUGCAAGAAAGGCUAGUGGCCUGCAGGGAUCUAGUUUCUCCAUUGAGAAGCUCAUUAAAAAAGAAGAGGAAUUACUGGAAGAUCACCAAGAUAAUUCAUGCUCGCCUGACACUUCAAACAAGUCUGCUAAGAAUGGUGGGCAGAGUUUGUCACCUUGUAAAAAUAGCCAAUCCAUAUGCAAUAGAGAACCACAGAAUGGUGCUGAACCACACGAAGCAAAAUGGGAUCUUUGGAAAACUUUGAAUUAUUUAGCAGAGGCUGCAAGUAGGAGUAAGCCUUUUAAGUCUAAUGUGCAAGCAUCUGAUGCUAAACUAGAAUCCAUGAAAGUGACUGACAGUGAUGCUAAAGUGCUGAAAGCCAAAAUUAAGGAAAAGAAGCGCAAGGCAAAAGUCGAAGAUGAAAAGAUUAUCACUGAUCAUGUCUCUUCUGAUACAGCAAAACCCAACAAAUUGCGAAGAGUUCGCCCAAGAAAGGAACCUGUUUUUGGAGAAUCUAGAAUAUCACCUCAGGCUGUUCUGGAUGCUACUGACAGAAAUCUCUUAUGGAAUGAUUCAAUUUGGUUCUCCUUAGCAGCUUCUGAAAACCAGGAAGGAGAUGCACCUUUACCGCAAAUUCCUUCAAAUUAUGUAAGAAUAAAGAAUGGAAGCAUACCUGUCUCGUUUAUCCAAAAAUUAUUAAUGAAGAAACUAGGCCUGAAUAGUGAGGAUGAGGUUGAGAUUAAAUGCAUGGGACAUCCAGUGCUUCCUUCACUGCAGGUGCAAAACUUGGUUGACUCAUGGCUUGAUAUGGCGGCUUCAGGACAUAGAAUUCCAGCAACCAUUGGAUCCUCGGGGAAAGAUUUUGUCAUGAUCCUAACCUAUGGUCGGAAGGUCCUACACCCUUGAUUGUGGUUCCCAGUUCUUCCCCUUUCACAUUUUUAUUAUAGCAUGAAAAAUCGAAAACCUUCCCAGAAUAAUUGCUUCCUCGUCAACUGGCUUUCUUAUGCCACUGUUGCCAAUAGGAAUGCAGUUAUGAGGAAAUCUCCUCUCCUGCUAGACUGUUGAAUGUAGAGUAGCAUGCCCUUUGUUUCUAUACUUGUUGCGACUGAUGGUUUCUUGAAUAUUUGACAUUUCAAUUUAGAUAGCCUUUUCUUAUUAUUUUGACGCGAGUAGAGAUAUAGAAAAAAAAAGAAGUUUCUUUUGUGCUGAAACUCACAAUGAAUCAAUGAUCCUGACAAAGAAAAAUCCACAAUGGUA